CGUCAUGUGACUGGAGGCGGUACCACACCCCCGGCGGCGGGUGUCUCUCGCCUGAAGCACAGUGCGACGUCGCGACGCGCCACGUGCGGUCCACUUUGGCCCAUACAAUACCAAAAUCACUUCCUUCCUUCCUUCCUUCCUUCCGCGAAUACUCCCGCCGUCGCAAUCGCAAUCACCACCAACGCCGACGCCGAACUUACACUACCACCAAAACUACUCUACUGUAUUAGUACCUAGUGCUGUACUACUGCACUCGCUGACCAUCGCUGCAUACUUCUGCAUACGGGAAUUCCUCGUGAUAAAACUAUUCUUUAAUUCGAUAUUGUUAUUAUUAUCAUUAUUAUUAUAAUUAUUAUUAUUGUUAUUGUCAGCAUGGACUAGUGGGUUGUUAGUUGUUAAUAAGGUGGAAUUUUGUUUUUGUUUUGUUGUUGGUUUUUACUGUUAGCGAGUUCAGUGAUUUUUAUAUCUCGUGAUUUAAAAAAUAAAUUUUUUUUUUUUAAUGAAUUUUUUUUUGCAAAUGCACUGUGAUUUUUUUAAGGGUUCAGUAUAAUAAUUAAAUAGAAUGCCGGUUUUAAAUCUCCCUGGCACGUGAAUUUGUGAAUUAGUGAUAUUAUCAGCUGAAUAAAUCUGCACACAUCGACAUUUGUUAAUUAAAACCCCAUUUUAAUUCCGGUUCAUCAGCUGAGGAACAUCUCUGGUCAACAGUCAUCAAUCCAACAUGUCUUACCUCGCUCUGGAUUCAAACACUUGGCAGGUAAGUGACCUCAAGACCCGACGGUAUACUGGAAAUUAGACAAGCAAGAUGACAUUCAGAUGCGGCGGCGUCGGUGCCGGUGGAACGGGCGCGUGUUUCCAGCCGAGCUUUAAUGCCGUUGACUCAUCUUGCUGGGACCGAUUGACGAGCCACGGAGGAAUAUCGUCGCUAGGGGGAGGAAACUCUUCGCCGUACUCGGGUGGUCAUCAUCACGGUCAUCGGGGCAAUGGGAAUAACGGCGGGGGGAUGCCGCACCACGGCGGAGCCUCCUUGCCGACGGCUUCAGACUUCCAGCCGCCGUACUUUCCGCCGCCCUUUCCGACCCACCACCACGCACCCGCGAGUCCUCAGCACGGGCUUGGACAGCCGCAACAUCUUGAUUACCUGGUCGGCGAUCCUUACACACAGACUAUCAACACCCUCCACCAGCACCACUACAGCCAUCUCUCCGCGGCGGUCACCGCUGGCCAGAGAACUCAGGAUCUCAGGCGAGAUGCCGAAAGCAUUCAUGUCACAAAUAUGCACGCGUCGUUUCCAUACGACGGAAGCAGAGGAAGUGCUGGUGCAGGUGUCACAGGUGGUAGAGGCGUCGAAUAUGGAGUAAGACGUCCCGACGCUCUUUUGCCACCCCACGGGCUCGACCAGACGGACCUCGUCCUCAACUCGAGUCUUGUUGACGACCCCCAGGUGAGCGACGAUAACACUAAUGUCGAUGACGGAGGAUUUAUGAACGAUUUACCUCUUCUUAAAAAUAUAAAACAAUCAGACAGAGGAGAAAAAGGAAUGUUAUCAGGCAAUGCCCAGCCAGUGGAUGUGUUUUGCUCGGUACCAGGAAGACUAUCACUGCUAAGCAGCACCAGCAAAUAUAAGGUCACGGUCGCCGAGGUUCAAAGACGACUCUCACCACCCGAGUGCCUGAACGCGAGUCUUCUAGGCGGCGUUCUAAGAAGAGCCAAGUCGAAAAACGGAGGCAGGUUGCUGAGGGAAAAGCUCGAGAAAAUUGGGCUUAAUUUACCUGCGGGCAGGAGGAAGGCUGCUAAUGUUACUCUACUUACGUCAUUGGUCGAAGGUGAGGCUAUUCACCUUGCCAGGGACUUUGGAUACGUGUGUGAGACGGAGUUCCCGGCGAAGCAAGUUGCCGAAUACCUCAGUCGGCAGCACUGCGAGCCCCAGGACUCUUACAGAAGAAAAGAGCUGCUUCAUGCCACCAAACAAAUCACCAAAGAGCUGAUGGACCUGCUGAAUCAGGACAGGUCGCCGCUGUGCAACACCAGACCGGCACACAUCUUGGACCCGAAUAUACAGAGACAUUUGACCAAUUUCUCUCUGAUAUCUCACGGGUUUGGAAGUCCGGCUAUUGUUGCUGCUUUGACGGCAAUUCAGAAAUUUUUAUCGGAAUCACUGACGCACCUGGAAAAAAUGUACCCCGGUAACGGAAGCGGUGUCACGAGCAGUCAGCAAUCCUCGAUGGAGAACAAGAACAAGGACGGGUCCUUGAUGAACGACAUGAAAAAGUGACGCCCGGAAGACCCGCCUACCUCAAACGUGGUCACGUCAAUCAGCCACUCUUGGCCCUACAAUUAAUCUUUGCGCUAGUCCAAGACUAGAUUUCAGUGGACCACUAAUUGUAUAUUUAUUAAAGAGGUUGGCUGGUCGAGGUAACACCAAUCUUGUAAAAAUCACAUUUUUAAAUCUAAUAUCAAAAAUUAUAUAUUAUAUAUUUACGACGCAUACGCGUUUUUAAAUUCUAAUGAGCUACGCACUGUAUAUUAUUACUUUAUCAUGUAUAUAUUAUUAUUAUUAUUAAAUAGUUACUCGAUAUCGCUUCCAUUCUUAAAAUACUAAGUACGUUCCUUAAUCUUAGUAUCGUUUUAUUUUAAAUACGUAAUUUGUUGUAAUAAGUAAUAAGACUAAUAAGUAAUUAGAAAUUAACGUCGAUUCUAUUAAUUUUAUUAAUUUAAAUUGUAUUAAGCCGUCCGAGGCUAAUUACUUACUUAAUGUUUACCUGCAAUGCUCAGAUGCUUUUUUUUUUCAAUAACAAUUUAUUUAGAAUUAA
Messenger RNA from Cotesia glomerata, 2810 nucleotides. It is a transcript of the gene TfAP-2, whose product is annotated as transcription factor AP-2-epsilon. The record is from RefSeq and is a predicted model, not a curated record. Gene Ontology annotation, cellular component: nucleus. The transcript is spliced from 11 exons. Gene Ontology annotation, molecular function: RNA polymerase II transcription regulatory region sequence-specific DNA binding; DNA-binding transcription factor activity, RNA polymerase II-specific. Gene Ontology annotation, biological process: regulation of cell population proliferation; regulation of transcription by RNA polymerase II; anatomical structure development. The coding region runs from base 803 to 2272 and encodes 489 amino acids. NCBI's taxonomy places the organism in Eukaryota, Metazoa, Arthropoda, Insecta, Hymenoptera, Braconidae.